Molecule: messenger RNA, 2415 nt
Organism: Nyctereutes procyonoides (raccoon dog)
Lineage: Eukaryota; Metazoa; Chordata; Mammalia; Carnivora; Canidae
Gene: PXDC1
Product: PX domain containing 1
Exons: 5
Coding region: 837-1532 (231 amino acids)
Molecular function (GO): phosphatidylinositol binding
Source: RefSeq, a predicted model, not a curated record
GCGGGCCGGGCCGCCCCCUCCGCCCCAGCCCGCGGCGCGUCCGCUCGCCGGAGGAGGCAGGAAGGCGGCGGCCCCACGUCGACGGGAGCGGCCCUAUAAAGGCCGGCUCGGCCGCCCCCGGCUCGGCGCCGCGCGUCCCCGGGAGUGCGCUCGGAGGCCGGGGCCGGGCGGGGCGGGGCGGGCGGACCUCGGAGAGACCGCGGCCGCGGACAGACAUCGGACAGACCUCGGACACACCGCGGCUCGGGACAGACAUCGGACAGACCUCGGCCGCGGACAGACCUCGGACAGACCUCCGCCUGGGACAGACAUCGGACAGACCCCGGACACACCGCGUCCCCGGACAGACCCCGGACAGACCCCGGACAGACCCCGGACACACCGCGUCCCCGGACAGACCCCGGACAGACCCCGGACAGACCCCGGACACACCGCGGCCCCGGACAGACCCUGGACAGACCGCGGCCCCGGACAGACCCCGGACAGACCGCGUCCCCGGACAGACCCCGGACACACCGCGUCCCCGGACAGACCCGGACGACCCCGGACAGACCCCGGACACACCGCGGCCCCGGACGGACCCCGGACAGACCUCGGCCCCGGACAGACCCCGGACACACCGCGGCCCCGGACAGACCCCGGACAGACCUCGUCCCCGGACAGACCCCGGACACACCGCGGCCCCGGACGGACCCCGGACAGACCUCGUCCCCGGACAGGCCCCGGACACACCGCGGCCCCGGACAGGCCCCGGACAGGCCCCGGACAGGCCCCGGACAGGCCCGGGCAGCGCUCCUCCCCGGGCGGGGGCGGCGGGGGCAUGCGCGGCCCGCGGCAUGGCCUCGGCGGUGUUUGAGGGCACGUCGCUGGUGAACAUGUUCGUGCGCGGCUGCUGGGUGAACGGCGUCCGCAGGCUCGUGGUGGGCCGGCGCGGCGACGAGGAGGACUUCUUCGAGAUCCGCACCGAGUGGUCGGACCGCAGCGUCCUGUACCUGCACCGCAGCCUCGCCGACCUGGGCCGCCUGUGGCAGCGCCUCCGCGACGCCUUCCCCGAGGACCGGCCCGAGCUCGCGCGCGCGCCGCUGCGCCAAGGACUGGUUGCCAUAAAGGACGCCCACGAUAUAGAGACCAGGCUUAACGAGGUGGAGAAGUUGCUAAAGACCAUCAUAAGCAUGCCGUGCAAAUAUUCUAGGUCAGAAGUUGUGCUCACCUUCUUUGAACGAUCUCCUUUGGAUCAGGUGUUAAAAAAUGACAACGUACAUAAAAUUCAACCCAGCUUUCAGAGUCCGGUGAAAAUCUCAGAAAUCAUGAGAUCCAACGGAUUUUGCUUAGCAAACACGGAAACCAUCGUUAUCGACCACAGUAUACCAAACGGAAAAGACCAGCACCUGGGUGUGGACCCAACAGAGCAUUUGUUUGAGAGUGGCGGGGAGUUCGCCUCCGAGCUCGAGGAUGGCGACGACCCAGCAGCCUACGUCACCAACCUGUCCUAUUACCACCUGGUCCCCUUCGAGACGGACAUUCUGGACUGAGUCUCCGCUGGGCGCCCCUGCCCCCCGCUGCCGGCGGCACAGGCCCGGGUUGGGGGCCUUCGGGAAGGAGGCCCGACGCCCAGGUCGCCCGCAGGUGGCAGCCGGUCACCGAGCCUGCUGCUUCUGAGGACUCUCGUCCCUCCCGGUCUCCGCACGCCCUGACCCGCUCCCCACCCGGGUGAGGGAGAGCCCAAGUGCCUCAGGACGUGGGCCUCCGGGGAGGAGCCCUCGCCUGGCGCGUGGCCCACGGCCCCCCCCCGCCCGCCACCGCCUCUCACCACAAGUGCACAAAGCGCGGCCCGUGGGAUGGUGCCGGGUCGCCGAGCCCCGGGGGGCAGGCGGGGGUGUUAGCUAACCCAGGAUGUCCCCGGGACCGGGACGUGUGGCCUGCAUUUCUGUUUUUCAUCUUCUCCCCGGAAGCUGCGGGAUCCAUGUCAGCCCGAGGGGCUCUUCACAGAAGCUUCUCGAGAACCGUGUUGGCUCCGGAGACAGAUGGCCGCGGCCCAUCGGGUGCCCGUGAGCAGGGACUGGGAGGCACUGGUCCUCCUCAGGAGGAAGACUUCCUGCCUGGCCUGCCAGCAAGUCUUCAGCCCUUCAGCCUGGGGGCAGAGCGCUGUCCGAGCUGCUUACCGAGCCCUCAGUGACGUCAUCGCCACGUCGACCUGCAAGGACGGGGUCGUCAGGCGGGCACCGAGCCCCCCUUUGCCCCUGGGGUGCGGGCGCCGCGGGUCUGGGCCUUGUGUGCUUCUCUCCUCACGGUGUCUACUAACGACCAACAUUUGCUAAUGUAAAUAAUAGUAAAUUAUUGAGAAUCCUAAUUCUUUUACACAGUCUGUUUUUUAAUCUAUUUUAAUUAAAUAAAGCAUAUUACUCUACUCGUGGA